GCCUGUGCCUCUGUCUUUGGCCCUCUCCAUACACAACACCAACACCAACGCCGACAGGUAUACACACACUCAAGAACUUGCUGCUCCACGAUGCGUUCCCCUGGUUGCGUGGCGCUUGGAGCAUGGGUGGGACUGCUGGGAUGCCGCGGCACGCAGGCGUUCCUUGGUGCUGCUUCGCCCGCUACUACAACGAGCACGCGCAGCACCGCAUAUCAGUCCUCCUGCGGUCACGCCCCGCACGACAACCAGCUCUCCACCUGGGGGAGAAGCAGAGCCCUCCGCAUGACCGGUGACGAUGAGAGCAAGCCGGCGGUGGCGGGGCCGAUGCCCGAAAUGGAGCAGAAGGUACCGAGCGUGACCGAGAUGAUGGACAAGGCGGCUGAAGCUGAUUUCGUCGCCAGAGCCAGCGCAAGCAGUAGCAGCGGGGGCGUCAUGGGCCCCUCCAAGCCGCCGGAGGAGUACAAGCGGAAGGAGAGGGAGGCCUUUGAGCUCAACAAGAAGCCCGAGACCAACCGGUGGGCCUCCGGCGCCUUCAAGAGAGGGCUCGCGCUCCAGGCGGUGGUGUUGUCCUUCGUGAUCUUCCUCUCUUUCCAACCCGAGGAGGUCGGAAACUUGGCCGUCUGCGCACCAUUCACGCGUCCCGGCGGCUGCGUGAGCUUCGGGGAGUGGGUUCAGGUCGUGUUCUUCGGCGCCCCGAUCCCCCCCAUGUAGUAUGUUUUUGGCAUUUUUUUCUUUGGGGGGGGGUGGCCGCGUGUGGGCGCUGGGUUGGGGUCAGCCCUCGGCGGCACCCAGAACCCCGGUACAUAUCAUGCUUGUGUUGAGGUGGGAGGAGGGAGAGGGUGCUGUGGCGGCUUGGGUCUCUCGGAGACGCUUCCGUCGCCCGUUCUCCUCGAAACGCAACCUCAUACCGUAUGACAUGAGAUAACACACCCCCUGGACCAUUUUUCCAAGUUCGAUAACGCCAUGACCAAGAGGAUGCAUUAAUGAAACAAUUCAUUUUCGGAUAGCUCUCCACGAGACAGCUUCAACGCCACCGUUUUCGGCGCUGUGACUCUUCCUGUUGUUGAUGAAUCGAGAUUUGAAAAUCGGUCCAGAGGGUGCAUUAUCUUGUGUCAUAUACGAUAUGCGUACUUGAGUGUAGCGUGGCGGACGAGUGCCUUGUGGGCUUCGUGGAGAGGAAUGGUCAUCGCGUUGAUCGGGUGGCGUGAUCAUACCCGCUGUCCCCUGUGCCUCUUGCGCGGUAUUCGUGGAAAUACUAAGCAUGUGCUUGGCUAUAUGGUGGUCGUCGCCUCCGCAUCGUGUGGGCGUGAUUCAUUUUUUUUCAAGGCUGCUGCUGCUGCUGCGGCUUUUUUUUUUUUGUCGAAUUUUUGCGUCGUGUGCAAUUCCCGUAGACAACACCCCCACGUCAGCCCCGGCGCCGAGAGACCGCAACCCCCUCCCCGUCUUUCCCCGUAUCCGCUCCCCCUUUUUAGCAUGGCGCAACCUGUCCAUGGUCGCUUCCGUGGGCUAAUUUUGGUCACGGGAGUCCAUGGAUUUUGUUGUCUGGUGGUCUCUUUUGUACGGGGUUCCAUGUGUAGGCCGUGGUACGUUGGUGUGCUGGCUUUGUUCUUGUUCUGUUUCCAUUUUUUCGCCAUACACAUGACGAAAGGGUGCUUCGUAUUAGGAGGGUGGGGAUGUUGGAAAAUAUCGUGGGAGUUGGCGUAUGCACUGUGUACUCGUGUGUGGAGCGGAGCAUUUGUUGAGUCGUCAUCUCCAGGUCUUAAAUUGUCCACCAACUGAUUGUUUUCUUCGACUUCGUGUGGAAUGAUGGAAGAUUUCUCGGCAACAACUAGCUUGACCGAUUGUCUACUGGUAACGUAACGUUGUUGCCACUACGUUGAGAUUGAAACGCUCCCGUGCGUACGUUCGCUGGCUUUCGCCUCGUUGUCGAUAAGUGACUGCGUGGUCCGAGUGUGAUGGCACGUAGUGUAGGCGGGACCGGCAGUCCAACGCACGCACUGAACACACGAUUCACCAACGCAAGGAACCUCUUGUCCGGCGCAACCCUUGACUGUCUCGUCCGGCAACGGUCAAAACUCACGCUUCCGAUGUGUCGUUCUCCUGUGCUCCUCCAAUCAAGGAACCGCCGCGUGUGGCCAAGCGCCACCAUAACGUCUUGAAUUCAACGAACC
Molecule: messenger RNA, 2171 nt
Organism: Ectocarpus sp. CCAP 1310/34
Lineage: Eukaryota; Phaeophyceae; Ectocarpales; Ectocarpaceae
Source: the annotation of a GenBank genome assembly